UUGUGGAGUGGGCGUGGCGCAACUAGUGACAUACGACAAGCUUGCAUCGUCGUGACCGUCUGUCAGACCAGUUGGUGGUUUAAAAGACGUAGAUCUCUAGAGAGAAGGACUAUAUUCUGCUCUACGUCGAGAGCAGAUCUAGGGCAAAGGCGAUCACCCUGUGCUGCCGUUCAGACAAAGAUCAACACUUCUGAUGUAUUACUGAGCCAGCCAGUCAUGAGUCGUGCAUCUGUCAAAAAGACCCAGCAACAGUUCCUGGCCGUCCUCCAGCAACUGGAGGGGAAACUCCGACAAUUACAGGCUAAUAGAGAGAGCCUCGACACCCGCGCAUUUGUGGUAGUGGAAGAAGUGGCCACGCCCACUCAGCCAGGAUCGGGAGGGGGCGGAGCUACUCUUGAUGACAAACAUGGACUCUACCACGGGGAGGUUGGGUCACUGGUUGCCACAGCAACCGACAUCCUCAUCAAGGCUCUCCAGAUAAAACUAGCAUACGUGAACGACAUUCUGGCGAGGUUGUCCCCACUCGUUAGCGACAAUCCCCGUCAGACCACACCCGCCGAACUGUCGUUCUCUCGCUACGAGGAAUGGCUGGAGAGCAAUCAGCAGCUUUUCGAGUUUAACUCACAGCUGUACGAGCUGGAAAGGGUUAAAUUUGAAAUGAAACAGAAGCAGAAAGGGUUAAACAGACAAGAGAUGGGGAAAGUGACGCUGACACAGUUGCCAGUCAGUUGGCACACAGCAGUAUUAGUCAAGCGCAAGAGUUGUUGUCGAGACUCCAACAUCAGUCAUACUCCAGUCGCACCACACACACAUACAUCCACGAACUUCUCAACCCCAGAGGCGAAAAAACAACACUGGAGUCACAGAAAGUACAAGAGUAUGUAGCCGAGUGCUUUCAACAUGCCGAGAGCAGUGACAACAAUCAACCAAUAGGAGUCCACAGAGAUAGGUACCAAGAGUUCAUGGGUGUUCUCUGCAGUUACAUUGUACAGAAGCAGAAGAACUGGCAACGAGAAGACAUCUCUUAUGAACUAGUCUAUAAUGCAGUGGAGCACUGUGUGAUGCCCCAAAUAAAGCCCCUCAUCAUCCGAAGAGUGGCCCAAACAGAGAGAGACGAGCUGGUGUCCAGCAAAUGCCUGGAAUUCUCUGGCGUGACACAGGACCAGUUACGAGUCAGGCCAUGUCUCCGCAGUAACGAGCCCGUCCCUUUCAUUGAGGCCAUCACUCAACUUAGAGCGUCGUAUUUCUCCUCAACACCGACUGACAAGAUGUACAGUGUAGUGGGGGCUGCCAAGGCCCUCUACGACAGGCUGGGCGACAUUGGAGAAAGCUCCAUCGACGGCGACGCUUUCCUUGAUCUCUGGAUUUACGUCAUCAUCAAAGCCAACAUCAAAGACCUCG
This is a messenger RNA of Geodia barretti, 1401 nucleotides long. The record is from the annotation of a GenBank genome assembly. NCBI's taxonomy places the organism in Eukaryota, Metazoa, Porifera, Demospongiae, Tetractinellida, Geodiidae.